AAAUGCACCUAAGGGGGGAGGGAACUACAUGAAUUGGCAAGGAAGCCCUCCUCAAGCAGGACAGAACUACAAGUACCCACAAGGAUAUGAUGCACCAGGUGGACAGAACUACGUGAAUCGGCAAGGAAGCCGUUCGCAAGUAGGAGAAAACUACAAGAACCCACAAGGAAAUGAUCUGUCGGGUGGAGGGAGCUACCUAAAUGGGCAAGGGAGCCCUCCUCAAGCAGGAGUGAACUACAGGAACCCACAAAACCCACAAGGAAACACACCUGGGGGUGGAGGGAGCUACCUAAAUGGGCAAGGGAGCCCUCUUCAAGCAGGAGGGAACUACAACAACCCACAAACCCCACGAGGAAAUGCACCUGAGGGGGGAGGGAACUACAUGAAUUGGCAAGAAAGCCCUCCUCAAGCAGGACAGAACUACAAGUACCCACAAGGAUAUGAUGCACCAGGUGGAGAGAACUACGUGAAUCGGCAAGGAAGCCAUUCACAAGUAGGAGAGAACUACAAGAACCCACAAGGAAAUGAUCUGUCAGGUGGAGGGAGCUACCUAAAUGGGCAAGGAAGCCGUUCACAAGCAGGAGAGAACUACAAGAACCCACAAGGAUAUGCAUCUGAGGGUGGAGAGAACUAUGGAGAAAGAAAGGCUCUUCCAGGCGAGGAGAGCCAUUUACAGGGAAACAUUCCAUCAGAUGGAAAGAACUUUGGACAAGGAAUUUCACAGGAAGGUAGUCAGACUAACGGACAAGGAGCACUACAGCAAGAUGAUAAGGAGUAUGACAGAGACCAAGAGGAAAUAAACCAGCCAGAGACCGAUGGUGCUGAACAGAGUCUGCCGCCAAACGAACCUAAAGUAGAUGGCACGGACUAUUAUGGGUCAGAGACCUCUAAUGAAUUAUACCACAACCAGAUCGGGGAUCUGGACGAUAAUCUGUAUAACAAGGACGGUGAAAACUUUGAAAACUUAGAGCCAGUUCAAAGUGGAGAACAGAAGAAGGAACAGCAGGAACGAGGAGGAUUGAAGGGAGACGAUAAAGACACCGUGAAAGCGGAGCAGCCCAGUAAUCAUCUUUCACUCGAUGAAGAAACCUCAAGUAGUCACUUUAUGGCCUACUCUCUGUCUGCCAUCAUUCUGAUCAUGGCAACCUACAUUCUGUAUCACAACAAACAACGGAUCAUUGCCAUUAUUAUCGAGGGCAGGAACGGCAACGGACGUCGGAAGAGGACCAAGGAUGGCUACCAGAAACUGGACCAGAACCUGAGCGAGGCUAUGCCAUCCCUCAAUCAACAAGCCACCAAGGACUACAAGUACUAAAUGGACUGUCACCAAUCAGCAGACUCUGUUGUCUCCUGAGAGUCGACCAACGUAUCACUUAACGACAUUUGUGUGGUUCUCCUUGCUAGGGAGGACAGACUCAGCACGUUUGACAUUUUGCCAUUAUUGAGCAUUAGUGUCAACGUCAUGUCAGAAAUGAGACACCUCGUGUUAGGUGACACUAGUGACAGUUCUGCCAAUUGAAGACAGUCUUGGUUAUUUUUGUUGCAGUUUGGCAAUUAGCUGAAAUUCAUUUCAUGACAGUUUUUUUCUUUGGUUCAUAAAUGUCCAUUAGCAGCUUCGUCAUUUUAUAAUAGAUAACUUUAAAUGAAAGCUGAAAGUCUUGUCCAUUUGUUUUGAAGGCAGAUUUGCCAUUUACGCUGAGAGUAAAUGAGGUUAUGGCAAAAGCUAUGCGUGUAUCAAUUUAUGAAUGCUGAAUUAUUUUAAACAGACAUCAACCUUGUCCCCACGGUGUGUGCAGUACACUCCCCUGUUACCUGCUCUCACUCCUCUGGAUACUUUGCAUAUCCAAAAAUUUGACUACAUGUAUACAUGUAAGUGAGGAAUAGUAUGGUGGCUAACAGUGCUUUCAAUCAGUGUUUGUUGUAGUAUGUGGUGUCUGGGUUUAAAACAAUCAAUUCUUCAAAGCGUGUUGUACCAAGGAGCACAAUUAUUCAGAGAUGAACGGUCCAAGUCUCAUUCAACCAGUGUGCAAUGUCAGAUUUUUCAUAAUUCUCAUCAAAUUUCGAGAAGAGGGGAUUGCUUAAAAGGGAAAGUGGAUGUAAUAAAUCACGGCAAUCGCGAAAACACUUAAUAUACGUUGAAACUUUUCCUCGCAGUCGCUGCAUCGCAUCCGGAUACAGGAAGAAAGUUGGCAUCCAGGGUGGAGGGCAGGUUGCAGGGGGAUCAUAUUUGUAUUUGCAUACAUCACAGGGACUGGACAAAAUGUAAUCAGAGGUGUCAAUGUUCAGAGACACUGGUACACCGUACAUGUACGUUAUUACCUGGGGCUUUCAUUCCAAAAUAUGCCACAAGUGUAAACUGCACAAAAUUGUUUCUUGUUCUGUUUCAUUGCGUGCUUGUGCUCGUAUCUUGAAGCCAGAAUCUGAAGGCAAAGCAAGCUACCUGUACAGGAAUAAGUAACCUCUUGUCCAAACCUAAACCCGAGGGUUGGACUAUGGAGAUAAACUGAACUGUAGAUAAGACUUGUUUCGAUAUUGUAGAUUACUAUUAAGUUCAUUAGUCACAUUGGCUCAGUCUUGCAACGUACACAGAUUGACACUGGAUGUGAAUCUGAUUCGAAAAGAAACCGAGUUGGAAUGGUAGAUCCAGUCUUGCCCAAACCAGCAGUUGCAAUUUUUGUAAUGCUCUUUUUUAUACUUUUCUGUACAUGUGUAAACAAUGUGUGUACUGCUAAAUCACUGGUGUUGUGUACAUGUAUUUACAUUGGCGUCUCACAAACUAUACACUGAAUCAGUUUACCUUGUGCUUGACUAACUUGUACAAGUAGUUCAAAGUAAUGCCAAGAGACAGACAAACAAAAAGAGAUUGAAGUUGAGCUUCAUACAUUUGUAGAACAAUGCAACAGAACGUGAGCAUUAUUAUUCUGCUGCAAUGUGUCUGAUAUGCUGCUCUGUAAACCGUGUAAACUUUAUUUAUUAGAUUGCAUUUUGAUACAAACAAAAUUCUUGAUCCAUAAGGGUUGAGGGAUUUCUAAGCACAUUGUGUAAAGUUUAAUAUUCUGAUCAUUUGUGGCAAAAAUUCACAAUAGGCACGACAGACUUAUUGGAAAAGCCCUUUGACAAAUUUCAGGUUUGCAAGUACGCCUGCAUGCCUUGCAUCAUGGACUGUUUUUAGUUCUUUAGGUGUAUUUGUGAAGUUUAUUUUGAGUUAAGCAGUUGUUUGCAGUGUUACAUGUAAGCUCAUAAGGCACAAAUCCUGUAACAAAGCUGAUGCUAAUUUUGGUUGUGGAAGUGACUUUGAACAAAAUUCCACUACAGCUGUGGGUAACAGGCCGAUGAACAUGCAUCGAGCUGUAUUGUGCAAUUUGUCUUACACUUUAUUUUUAGUAGUGAAAUAGUUUUCCCAAGUGUGUUCAGUUCAAAAUUUUAUAGCUGUAGUAGUGUCAAGGGCAUUUGAAACUUGCAUGAACUUAGAACAUGUCUAAGAUUUGUUCAUCUGCUUAAUAUGGCCGUGGGACCAAUGCGGGAAUGCAUUGGUUUGUAUUCAGCUGUUCAUCUCUGCUAAGCACAUUUUCUACAUGUAUACAUAUACUGUACACUGUCUGAGUUAUGUUUGAAGAUUUUCUGGCAAACGUUAUCAUGUAUUUAGCUUUUGGUUUUAUUUUAGCGUGUAUUCAAAAUCAGAAAGGCAUAACAUUUUCAAUAAUACACAUCUCAUUUAAACAUUUUUUUCCACUAAUGUAAAUAGCCGUUGAAAAGGGGUCAUUGUCUGAUCUGUGUACGUGUAAAUGAUUGACUGUACAUCUGCUAAAGUUAUAAAUUCUAUUUUUGAGCAAAGUUUUGUCUUUGAUUAAAGAUUUUGUUAACAAUUAAGUGUAAAUUCUGUGAGGGUGCAUUACUUAGGCAGCAUUCUCAUAUAGCAGACUUUACCUUGGCUUUUUUUGUGGUAGAAUCCAUUAACUUUUAAUUUGUACUGUACUAAAAUUUUCAAUCUGCUUUUAAUUUAACAAGUGUUUUGAAAUAAAUUCCAAAAGGGUUGACUGAUUGUA
This is a messenger RNA of Acanthaster planci (crown-of-thorns starfish), 4046 nucleotides long. RefSeq lists its product as uncharacterized. The record is from RefSeq and is a predicted model, not a curated record. Lineage: Eukaryota; Metazoa; Echinodermata; Asteroidea; Valvatida; Acanthasteridae.